AGGAAGAGGGAGCGAGGCAGCCGAGCUAGCGGUUUUCUGACUGUCGUCCUUUUUAAACACAUUUAUUUGAAUAAAAAGUUAUAUUUAAGAUGUCCGAGGAGCUGCGGGCAGAACUGGAGAAACGUUUGGAAUCUUUAAACAUCCAGACGACCUGCGUGGAACACCCGCCGGUUUUCACAGUGGAAGCGAUGAUGCCUCACCUCCAGGACGUGAGAGGCGCCGUCUCCAAGAACCUUUUCCUCAAAGACAAAAAGAAGAAAACUUUGUGGUUGGUGUCGACGCGUCACGACCGACAGGUGAACCUGAAUGAGCUGGCCAAGAAGCUGUCGGUGGGCAGCGGGAACCUUCGCUUUGCAGACGAGGCCACCAUGCUGGACAAACUUAAGGUGGGCCAGGGAUGCGCCACGGCUCUGGCUCUGCUCUUCGACAAGGACUGUAGCGUCACCUUGGUCUUGGACCGAGACCUGCUGGAAGGGGGCCACGACAUGGUCUAUUUUCACCCCAUGACUAAUAGCGCCACAAUGGGGAUUAGGCCCCAAGACCUGCUGCACUUCCUCAAGGACACCGGACACGAACCCGUCCUGGAGGACUUUGAGUAAAUGAGAAGAACUGCAAGAAGAUUCCGAUUUUGGGAUGGGAGAAGCAUUACAGGCAACACAUAAAUCAUGCAGCGAAGUGAGCGGUCGCCGACAGCGCAGCACAAGAUGAAGAAGCGCAGAUAAUGUCGUCACUUGCAGGAAUGUUCCUGCAGUGCGCCCCCUUUUACUCUCUCUCACACACACACACACACACACACACACACACACACACACGCACCCCUUUAACCGCAUCACUAAUGAGAAUGUAUUGUUGCAUUGUUGAUGAAAUUAGCAAAUGAAUAACUGCUCCCCACUGACGUUCUGUUCCCAGGCAUUCUUUCACUCCGCACGGCUGCGCGUGAGCAUUUCCUAUCGUAGUUUUAAUCCCAUUGAAACAUUAAAAAAAAAAAAAAACGUCUUAAAUGAGCGCUAAUUGUUUUUAGUUGAGCGUUCAACAAAACAAGUCACAUUUGCUUUCAGUGUUUCAAGGUGGUCAGAUGCGAGGAAGUGGGGACCUGCAUUUCAUAAUAAAAGCGUUCAGACCCC
Molecule: messenger RNA, 1124 nt
Organism: Hippocampus zosterae (dwarf seahorse)
Lineage: Eukaryota; Metazoa; Chordata; Actinopteri; Syngnathiformes; Syngnathidae
Product: prolyl-tRNA synthetase associated domain-containing protein 1-like
Exons: 4
Coding region: 90-599 (169 amino acids)
Molecular function (GO): aminoacyl-tRNA deacylase activity
Source: RefSeq, a predicted model, not a curated record